Messenger RNA from Micromonas commoda, 2201 nucleotides. RefSeq lists its product with no specific name. Gene Ontology annotation, cellular component: chloroplast envelope. The transcript has 2 exons. Lineage: Eukaryota; Viridiplantae; Chlorophyta; Mamiellophyceae; Mamiellales; Mamiellaceae. The record is from RefSeq and is a predicted model, not a curated record. Bases 126 to 1439 code for a protein of 437 amino acids.
CGCGCAAGCGCGGAUCCGUCGCGACCAACACGCGUGCUAUCGCGCUCACCGACGUCCUCCGCCCCGGCGCGCCCAAGCGGAUCGUCGAGUCCGAGCAGCUCCCGAAGGAGAUCCGCGACCCGGUCAUGGACUCGAUCCAAUCCCUGGGCGGCAAGUGCACCGUCGGCGACGUGGCGUCCGCGGCGGGCGUCAAGCUUUCGGACGCGGAGAACGCGAUGAAGGCGAUCGCCGCGGACACCGGCGCCACCCUCGAGGUCUCCGCCCAGGGCGACAUCCUCUACGUCUUCGAUCGCGACUUUCGAUCUCUCCUCAACGCCAAGUCGACGAAGAUCAAAACCGUGGAGCCGCUCGUCGAGGGAGCCGGCAAGGUUGGAGGGUACCUCCUGAGGAUCUCGUUCGGAACCACGCUCCUGGCGUCCAUCGUCAUCGUCUACACCGCGAUCGCGGCGCUCCUGUCCAACCGCGACGAACGCGACCGCGACGAGAGAAGGGGCGGCGGCAUGGGAGGCGGCAUGUUCUUCGGCCCCCGGAUGUACUUCUCCCCGUUUGACAUGUUCUGGUACUGGGACCCGUACUACUACGAGCGCAGGAGCUACUACGCCGCGAUGGAGGGCGCCAAGGACAUGGACUUCCUCGAGGCGGUCUUCUCGUUCGUCUUUGGCGACGGGGAUCCCAACGCGGAUUUCGAGCGCAAGCGGUGGGCGCUGGUGGGGCUCUGCAUCCAGCGCAACAACGGGGUGGUCACCGCCGAGCAGCUCGCGCCGUUUCUCGACAGGGACGAAGACUCGAUCGGCACCGACGACGAGUCCUUCGUGCUCCCGGCGCUGACCAGGUUCAACGGCGCCCCCGAGGUUGACCCGGCGUCCGGUGAGAUCGUGUACAGGUUCGAGGACCUCGAGUCCACCGCGGGUGGCGUGGCCGCCAUCCAGGCGGUGCUCGACGAGAUCCCGAGGGAGCUCGGCGUCACGACGUCCGUCGCGGAGGAGGAGAGGUACAAGUUUUCGCUCGCCACCGGCGGCCAACGGACGAUGGCCGCCGCCUUGGGCGUGUUUAACUUUGUGGGCGUCGUGGCGCUCGGGGUUUUAUCCUCAGAUCCGCAAAUCGCGAUGCAAAAGGCGCAGCUCGUCGCCGCGGUCGGUUCGCUGCUCCCGGGUCUUCAGGCGUACGCGGUGGCGUUCUUCGCCAUUCCCGCGGUGCGAUGGUUCGUGUGCCAGCGGAGGAACGCGCAGAUCGACGCGAGGAACGCGGCUCGGCUCGAAGCGUCGAAGCAGAUCGCUCGGCCGGGUAAGUUGCUCAAGGAGAAGAUGGACGCGGCGCGAAGGAUGGCGACGGGGCGGCGGACGGUGACGGAGGGAAGCGGGGUGUUCUCGUCCGGUAAGAGCGCGGCGGACUACGAGGCGGAGGAUUUCGAACGUCGCCUGCGCGAGCGUAACCAGUGAGUGCGGGACGAGAGCCGAUUAGUCGACGACUUGAACGAUGGAAGUAAUCGCUUGCAACUCUUAUUAAACCCAAAAAACCGUCAAACCCACCCGUUCGCGGCGCACUUACGGCAACCGCAGUCCCAAACGCGGGGACGUCUCUUGACCUCCACCUCCAGCGCGCGAAACGCGGCGACCCCGUCCCCGUGACCAACCCCGUCGCUCCUCCUGUACGGCGCCACCGCGUCCAACGCCGCUCCCGAGGUGCACAGCAUCAGCGCGUCGAAUAUGAUCUGCAGCGCGUCGACCCGAAUCGAUCGCGCGGGUUCCGCGACCGACGCCUCGUCCAGCGCGGACGCGAGCUCGGGGUGGGGUUGGUUGGCGACGGCGUCGGCGAACCUGCGCAGGAACAGCUCGCCGGCUCCGCCGUCGCACCUCAUCGUCGGCAAGUCGUACGGGCCGCCCGCGAUGGACGCGAUGGACGCGACCGCGGCGGCGACGUCGAUGUCGCGGACGCGCGGGUCGUGCCACGGGGUCUUUGGGACGAGCGCGCGGUAGAGGUUCGGCGGGGUCAGCAGCUGGCCCGGGUGUCCCCUCCCCUCGUCCCACUGCUCCAGCGACGUUCCUAGGCGUUCCAUCUCUAUCACUCACAACUCUCCCAACCUCCGCUUUAGACCGGCGUGAGGAGCUGCACGAGGCUGGGCUUGGGCGUGGUGUUCAUGCCGACAAUAAUGAUGGCGGGGAUCAUCGCGUAGUGCAUCCAGUCCGCCACGUUGUAGUCGU